Molecule: messenger RNA, 3789 nt
Organism: Perognathus longimembris pacificus (Pacific pocket mouse)
Lineage: Eukaryota; Metazoa; Chordata; Mammalia; Rodentia; Heteromyidae
Gene: Llgl2
Product: LLGL scribble cell polarity complex component 2
Exons: 26
Coding region: 301-3477 (1058 amino acids)
Biological process (GO): establishment of spindle orientation; regulation of establishment or maintenance of cell polarity; cortical actin cytoskeleton organization
Cellular component (GO): cytoplasm; cortical actin cytoskeleton; plasma membrane
Molecular function (GO): myosin II binding; GTPase activator activity
Source: RefSeq, a predicted model, not a curated record
GGUUCUGUUCUGGGAGUUCUUGGGGACAUCCUUGCAUUUCCAUCUUUCCACCAGCUUUAUGGGGAAGCUUGUGAAGUUUCCCUUUCUGCAGUUUUAUGGUUUUUCAGAAAACAGGUUAACAAUUAAGCUAAUUAACCUGGGGCCAGCUGGCCCUCCUUGUUCCUAUAAAGCAACACUAAAUGGCUUCCUCCCCUAGCUUUUCCUGCUCCCAUUAUAAGGCCACUGGUAGCAUUAGAGCAUUAGCCAGCAGGGACAAGCCGGGGCCUCCAGGUCUCAGGUGAGGGCUGCAAACUAAGCAAGAUGAGGCGAUUCCUGAGACCUGGGCAUGACCCUGCCAGGGAGAGGCUGAAGCGGGACCUGUUCCAGUUUAACAAGACCGUGGAACAUGGCUUCCCGCACCAGCCCAGCGCCCUUGGCUACAGCCCUUCUCUACGUAUCCUGGCCAUCGGCACCCGCUCUGGGGCCGUCAAGCUCUACGGUGCCCCCGGCGUGGAGUUCAUGGGGCUCCAUCAGGAGAACAACGCGGUGACGCAGAUUCACUUCCUGCCUGGCCAGUGCCAGCUGGUCACCCUGCUGGAUGACAACAGCCUGCACCUGUGGAGUCUGAAGGUCAAAGGCGGGCUGUCAGAGCUGCAGGAAGAAGAGACCUACACCCUGCGUGGCCCCCCAGGGGCUCCCCCCAGUGCCACGCAGAUCACCGUGGUCCUGCCUCACUCCUCUGGAGAGCUCCUCUACCUGGGCACCGAGAGUGGCAGCGUGUUUGUUGUACAGCUGCCCAGCUUCCGCACGCUAGACAGCCACACCGUCAGCUCGGACGCCGUGCUGCAGUGGUUGCCAGAGGAGGCCCGCAACCGGCGGGUGUUUGAGAUGGUGGAGGCUCUUCAGGAGCACCCUCGAGACCCCACCCAGAUCCUGAUCGGCUACAGCCGGGGCCUUGUUGUCAUCUGGGACCUGCAGGGCAGCCGUGUGCUCUACCAUUUCCUCUGCAGCCAGCAACUGGAGAAUGUCAGCUGGCAGCGGGACGGCCGUCUGAUUGUCACCUGCCACUCGGACGGCAGCCAUUGCCAGUGGCCUGUGUCUGGGGAAGCCAAGCAGUCGGAGCCCUUGCGCAGUUGCAUGCCUUAUGGUCCCUUCCCUUGCAAAGCUAUUACCAAAAUCUUCUGGCUGACCACCAGGCAGGGGUUGCCCUUCACCAUCUUCCAGGGCGGCAUGCCGCGGGCCAGCUACGGGGACCGCCACUGCAUCUCGGUGGUCCGCGACGGCCAGCAGACCGCCUUCGACUUCACCUCCCGCGUCAUCGACUUCACCGUCCUCACCGAGGCAGACCCUGCGGCUGCCUUUGAUGACCCGUAUGCCCUGGUGGUGCUGGCCGAGGAGGAGCUGGUGGUGAUCGACCUGCGGACGGACGGCUGGCCGCCAGUGCAGCCCCCCUACCUGGCCUCCCUGCACUGCUCCGCCAUCACCUGCUCCCACCACGUCUCCAACAUCCCGCUCAAGCUGUGGGAGCGCAUCAUGGCCGCGGGCAGCCGGCAGAAGGCGCACUUCUCCGGCAUGGACUGGCCCAUCGACGGCGGCACCAGCCUGGCCCCGCCCCCACCCCAGCGGGACCUGCUGCUCACAGGGCACGAAGAUGGCACCGUGCGGUUCUGGGAUGCCUCCGGCGUCUGUUUGCGGCUGCUGUACAAACUCAGCACGGUGCGUGUGUUCCUCACCGACACAGACCCCAGCGAGAGCCUCAACGUCCAGGGCGAGGACGAGUGGCCCCCCCUCCGCAAGGUGGGCUCCUUUGACCCCUACAGUGAUGACCCCAGGCUGGGCAUACAGAAGAUUUUCCUCUGCAAAUACAGCGGCUACCUGGCUGUGGCAGGCACGGCAGGGCAGGUGCUGGUGCUGGAGCUGAACGACGAGGCGGCGGAGCACGCCGUGGAGCAGGUGGAGGCGGACCUGCUGCAGGACCAGGAGGGCUACCGCUGGAAGGGCCACGAGCGCCUGGCAGCCCGCCCGGGGCCUGUGCGCUUCGAGCCUGGCUUCCAGCCCUUCGUGCUGGUGCAGUGCCAGCCUCCAGCCGUGGUCACCUCCUUGGCCCUGCACUCCGAGUGGCGGCUCGUGGCCUUCGGCACCAGCCACGGCUUCGGCCUCUUCGACCACCAGCAGCGGCGGCAGGUCUUCGUCAAGUGCACAUUGCACCCCAGCGACCAGCUGGCCUUGGAGGGCCCGCUGUCCCGGGUGAAGUCCCUCAAGAAGUCCCUGCGCCAGUCCUUCCGCCGGAUGCGCCGCAGCGGGGUGUCUAACCGGAAGCGGCGGCCGGCGGGCCCCCCGGGGGAGAUGCAGGCCGCGAGCGCCAAGGCAGAGCGGACGGGCCUGCAGAACAUGGAGUUGGCACCCGUGCAGCGCAAGAUUGAGGCCCGCUCGGCCGAGGACUCCUUCACCGGCUUCGUCCGGACCCUGUACUUCGCUGACACCUACUUGAGGGACAGCUCCCGCCACUGCCCCUCGCUGUGGGCCGGCACCAACGGCGGCACCGUCUACGCGUUCUCCCUGCGCGUGCCCCCUGCCGAGCGGAGGACGGAGGAGCCCGUCCGGGCCGAGCAAGCCAAGGAGAUCCAGCUGAUGCACCGUGCGCCUGUGGUGGGCAUCCUGGUGCUUGAUGGGCGCAGCGUGCCCCUUCCCGAGCCUCUGGAAGUGGCCCACGACCUGUCCAAGAGCCCCGACAUGCAAGGCAGCCACCAGCUGCUCGUGGUGUCUGAGGAACAAUUCAAGGUGUUCACGCUGCCCAAGGUGAGCGCCAAGCUGAAGCUGAAGCUGACGGCCCUGGAGGGCUCCCGGGUACGGCGGGUCGGCGUGGCCCACUUCGGCAGCAGUCGUGCCGAGGACUAUGGGGAGCACCACCUGGCGGUCCUCACCAACCUGGGUGACAUCCAGGUGGUCUCCCUGCCCCUGCUCAAGCCCCAGGUGCGGUACAGCUGCAUCCGCCGGGAGGAUGUCAGCGGCAUCGCCUCCUGCGUCUUCACCAAAUACGGCCAAGGUUUCUACCUGAUCUCGCCUUCUGAAUUCGAGCGCUUUUCUCUCUCCACCAAGUGGCUAGUCGAGCCCCGGUGCCUGGUGAACUCAGUCAAAACCCAGAACCACAGCCGGCCCAGCAAUGGCAACGGCGCGGGCCCUGAGAGAGGCCCAGGCCAGGCCAGGAACACAGGCAGCCAGAGUCAAGGAGCAGCAGGGAGCCACCUUGGUCAGGAGAGAGCUGGGCAAAGGGCCCGGGGGAGACCUGCCUCCCCUCUGCCUUUCAGAGAAGAAGGCUGGCCCAGUGAUGGAGCACGCCCUGCUCAACGACGAGAGAGUCCUAAAGGAAAUCCAGAGCGCGCUGGAGGGGGAGCGAGGGAGCUACGGCAAUUGGCAUUCUCACCGAGUGGCCACGGGGUACAGCCUGAGCAAUGGGGGAGCAGAAUGAACAGCACAGGUGUCCAGGCUGCAAGCUGACCACACACUACUGAAGGCCUUCCUGCAGGGCUGCCCCCGCUGGGGGGGGCUCCCGUGCACUGGGCUGGGCGGGGGCUCCGGGCGCCCCUGCUCUCCACCCUGCUGCUGCUCCUGGCCCCCGAGAGGAGAGGCCCACACCCUGGGCUGCCCCUCCCGGGCCUUGUCUGUCUCAGUCCUUUUGUCAAUGUUGCACAGUUUUUAGUCCUUUGUUCCCCCCUCCCCCCUUUUUUUGUAGUGGGCUGGGUUUUAAAUUAUAAAUUUUAACUGCCUCUGAGUGAAACAGUUUUUAAUAAACACCUUAUUACCUCUUCA